AUGUAAUUCUAUUCACAAUGGACUAAAGCCAAUGGCCAUUGCGCUUUCAGUAAUCUUGAUUUCUAUAGCUGGCAGGAGAGUAAUGUUUUAUACUCUUCGCAGUGUUACCAUAAUAAAUAAGUAUUUAUCAUAUUUGACUGCAUGAACGAAUAAUAAACAUUAUUAUAAAUUAUAAUUUCCACGAUAAAUAAGUAUAUAAACAUAACCUACAAUAAUAUAUAAUCGUCUGUUUGACAGUAAUAAAACUUGUCUGUUACAAUUAAAGAAGACAACCAGUGAAUGUUAUUGGUUAUUGUGAUUAAAAAGAAAUCGAUACAUAAACAAUUCAACAUUUUUUAAUUAUUUACCAACGCAAGGUUAAAUAUCUAAAAUAAAUUCCUGUUCUGUCACAGUAAUUACUUUCUUUUUUCAUAUCGUUCGAAACUUACAAAGAAGGCCAUCGCUAUCCGUUAAGUUUCUCUUUUUCCGAAAUAAAUACUAAAAUGAAAUAUUCCACUUCACCGCCAAUAAGUAGAUGCAAUUCACCCGGUCCAAGCGAGUUGGGCUUAAAUUUGCCAAUGCCAGUAACUUACAGGCAAGAUUGUAUGGGAGCUGCAACAAAAUGUUACAAAUAUUUAAGGAAGCUAUUGAAAUUUGAGCAAAUGGACUUUGAGUUUGCUUUAUGGCAAAUGAUCUUUUUGUUCAUAUCACCACAGAAAGUAUACAGGAAUUUUCAAAGUAGAAAACAAACCAAAUCACAAUUUGCAAGAGAUGAUCCUGCAUUUUUAGUACUGCUAAUGUGCUGUUUGUGUAUAUCUUCCGUUGGUUUCACGAUAGUUUUGGGUCUAGGAUUUUUUCAAUUCAUAAAGCUUCUAUUUUAUAUGAUAUUCAUUGAUUAUCUCGUGGCUGGUUUAGUAGUAGCCACAACAUUCUGGUUUAUAACAAAUCGUUAUUUAAGAAUCGACACAGCUCAGGACGUAGAAUGGGGUUAUGCAUUUGAUAUUCAUUUAAAUGCAUUUUUUCCACCUUUAGUGAUACUUCAUAUUGUACAGCUAUUUUUAUAUAAUGGACUCAUAAAUUCCGAUACAUUUUCAUCACGAUUUGUUGGAAAUACAAUUUGGUUGAUAGCUGUUGGUUACUAUAUUUAUAUUACU
Megalopta genalis is the source of this 1133-nucleotide messenger RNA. Lineage: Eukaryota; Metazoa; Arthropoda; Insecta; Hymenoptera; Halictidae. The record is from RefSeq and is a predicted model, not a curated record.